Molecule: messenger RNA, 2102 nt
Organism: Cicer arietinum (chickpea)
Lineage: Eukaryota; Viridiplantae; Streptophyta; Magnoliopsida; Fabales; Fabaceae
Source: RefSeq, a predicted model, not a curated record
UUUCCCUCCAAAAAUUACAGUAGCGCGGGAGAACAAUAUAUACACUACAAAGCAUCUUCCAAAUUUGAUAUUAGAAACAAUCAUGAAUGAUAUUAGAAAGUUUCAAAGAGGUGACAUUGUUUGGGCAAUCAUUCACAACAACAAAUGCUUUCCAGCACUCGUUCUCACUUCCAACGACCUCGGCAUAUCUCUCUCCUUCUUCAACAACAACAACCACACUCCUUCUCGAACCUUCUUCGUUGAUUCCGAGCUUCUCCCUUUCGAACAACCCUUCCCUUUUAAACCCUCUCUUUCUCCCCAAAACGACGCCUUUCGCUCUGCGCUUCGGUUAUUCGGUUUAAAUGUCGUUUCGAGUUUGCGGUGUCGUUGUUUAGCGGGUUAUGAUGAGAAGAGGGUUUUAAAUGGGUCGGGUUGUCGGUUUGACCCGACUGGGGUUUUGGGUUUUGUUUUGGAUGCUGCUGUUUUCAAUUGGGUUGACGAUUCGUGUGUUGUUGGUGCUGUUAAAGUUGUUGCUCAGCUUCAUGCUUUUCGUCGUUAUUCUUCCAUUCACCAGAAGAAAGUGUAUAGAGAAACUCGAAAAUUAGGUGAUAAUGUGAAGCAGCAUUCCUCUUUGAGUCAGAAGGUACACUCAGUUACUCUGGAAUCUACAGCUUUGGAAUCCAAGGAAAAACAUCAGGUCAUAUCCAAGCAAGUGGAGGAAAACAUGGCCAUUAGUGCUAUAAGAAGAUUACAGUCAACAUUUCCUGUUUCGUUAGGAAAUUCUGAACACUCAUUUCAGAAUAAAUUUUUUAUUAUUCCAGAGGCUCCAACUAACAGUAGAAAGACUGAACUCUUUAUGCAUUCUCCUGCCUUAAGUCCAUUCCACAUUUGGGGAAAUAUUGUAAACUUGGAUAAGCAGAGCCUUCUGAGAUUUAAAAAUAUAUUAAACCAUGGCAUAGUUGAAAUUUGCUUUGGAAACUGUUCUAGAAUGAGUGAAGCUCACUUUUCUAUUUCUUCCAGUUUUAAGACUCAUUUGAUCAAUGCACUUGAAAUAGAAACAGCUAUAUGCCUCAACAGGAAAAGAAAGCGGCUAGAUAAACACGGUUUAUGUAAUUGUUUACCUUACACUAGCAGAGUUCAAGGAAGUGAAGGGAAUGCAUACAUCUCAAAAAAUACCAGACCUAGGAUCUCACACAUCAAGAUGCUUGAACCAGAAGAAAGUAUCCAAAGAGACAAUCAGGCCUGCAUACAAACUAACAUAAACUUCUCUGAUGAGGUUCAGGAAGUGGAUUUGAAAAUAAGUCCGAAUUUGUUUUCGCAGCAGUCUUUUCCCUGUGAAUUAUCACCAAAUUUGGCAUUUAGCUUCAAUUCUGAUAAUUAUGAGGCUAAUGCCAGUGCAACAAAAGUUAAAUUUACAUUAGAAUCUAACUCUUUUGUUUACCAGGAGACUCUACAAAGAAAUUGUGAUGCUGAUGUAACACAUCUUAAGUCAAAAGAGACAGCAAGAAUAGAAUCAUCUUCUGGGGACUGUUUGGUCGUGGCGGGUAAAGUUGCUUCUUGUUCAAUAUUCAAUUCAAAAGUCGGACAGCAACCAAAAACACAUGUUCCCUUUUGUUCUAAAUCUCUACACAUGAAGUUCCCAAAGAAUUUCAACCUACCAUCAAAGGAAAAACUAAUAAAGAAGUUUACUGUAUUUGGCUCAGUAGAUUCUUCAAGAACAAGAAUCUUUUGGUACACUGGCUCUGCUCAAGUGGCUUUUUACGAAGUAAGUGAUGCAGUUGCUGCAUAUCAAUAUGCCAAAAGGAAGGCUAUGUUUGGUGAGGCUAAUAUAAGGUUUUGGUUGGAUCCUUUUGAACACAAAAGAAGAGAACUCAAGUGUUUAUAUCCCAUGCAUCCAUCAGCCUACAAACUAAUAGGACCGCCACUGAAAUCAUGUCUGAAAAAAUUCAAUAACUUGAAACAGGAAAACAGAAAGAAACAAUAUAGGGUAAGAUUUACAAAAGAAACAUUAUAGGGUCAGAUUUACAAUAGAAACUUAGUUUGUACAAAUUUAUUGUAUUAUGCAUGUCCUACCCUUUUUAAUGAAGUGUUUAUGCUCAUCUUUGUUCCUUUUUUACUAUGGA